Talaromyces atroroseus is the source of this 2571-nucleotide messenger RNA. RefSeq lists its product as hypothetical. NCBI's taxonomy places the organism in Eukaryota, Fungi, Ascomycota, Eurotiomycetes, Eurotiales, Trichocomaceae. Bases 1 to 2571 code for a protein of 856 amino acids. The transcript is spliced from 4 exons. The record is from RefSeq and is a predicted model, not a curated record.
AUGAUGAGACUUGCCGCCUUUCGUUCACCUGGCCUGCGGCCUCUGCUCUUUUCCUUGGUAGUAGUGACCACUGUUGCCUCCAAGAUCCUACAUUUAUAUCAACAUAUUCGAAGCGUCCCAUAUCUGUCAUUUCUGCUAUAUCUACCGACCUUCUUUCUUACCGACCUCGUCGUUUGUGUCCUUGCAUGGACUUUGCUGUCGAUAUUCCCGGGUGCCUGGGGUACUGCGGCAUUGGUCGUCGUUGCCAUUUUGGGUGUUUUUGACUUCGGAGCAGCUUCGUCUCAAUUUGGGUUUUUCUAUGUUACGGGUGCCGAAGUGCGAUGGGACGCUGCAUCGAGCCUCGCCACUGACGCCGCUGGCUUCAAGCUCCUCCUGAGCGGCUUGAUACCUGUUUUUGCUUCCGGCACACUUCUCCUUACUAUCAGUUGGGCUCUCGCGCCUCUGAUUUCGCUCGCCUUUGACAAUUGGCUCUCAGUCAUCACUGAUACGGCAUCCGUGCUCACCAAUGCUAGAGGCAGAUACCUCCCGCUUGCCAACGAGCCCAAGCGAACCAAUCGACGGAGAUAUGCUGUGUUUUUUACAACGGUUGCACUAAUAUCUGUCGUUACAUAUAUCCGCCUGUACCGACCAAACGUGCCGUAUCGCCAUAUGUCUGGAACGAUACCUUUUACAUUAUUGGCCGUCUUUCAACAUCCAAACAAAACAUGUACCGCACACGAACCGCAGCCUUUUCCCUUAUCCAAGUUGGUUGAAAGUCAAUAUUGGGAACCCCAGAAUGGGCGGUACAAAGGCUGGAUGCCAGAUUGGACCCUUGUUAAGAAUGGCUCGUUGGCAACAAAGACACCAUUAUGGGCUCCUGAAACAUGGCCUGCAGGAUUUAAAAGGUGGUCCAAUAACCCGAAUGAAAACGGACUCCUAGAUUCCGAGAUGACUGCCGAUGAUGUGACAUGUCCAAGUAUAGACUAUCUUCAAAUUUCAUAUAACCCCAUUCUAGAUCCAAUGCGCAUCACCAACUUGGAUCUUGAGUUGCUAUCCCCGGUGCAGAAAGCAUUAACAAAUCAUCAGAUCCCAAUCCGGCAUGUGUUUCUCAUCGAAAUGGAAAGCGCUCGCAAAGACAUCUUUCCAAUAAAAUCGGGUUCUCACCUUCAUCAAGCGAUCAAAAAGUCCCAUAAAUCAGCGACUCAGAAAGACAUCAAUGAUCUCAAUUCACGGCUAGCUGCUCUGACACCGGUAGCUGAACAGAUCACCGGUGAGUCUGGCAAUUUUCAGCUAGGAAAUAGAGGCAACCUCACAUCUGAGUUGUGGAAAGACAAAUCUGGUCCUGGGAUGGGCGGGAUCAAUGUACUUGGCGCAGUAACAGGAAGCAGUCUGUCUUUCAAAAGCGUGUUGGGAAGUCACUGCGGCGUGGGACCUCUCCCGGUGGAUUUCAUGUUUGAAGCUGAUGCUGAAAUCUACCAGCCAUGCAUUAUGCAGAUUUUCAAGCUAUUCAACCAGCUUAAAGAUAAUGAUGAAGACACAUCAGAGGAUAUGCGCACAAAAAAGUGGAAAUCUGUUUUCAUGCAAUCUAUCACCGCAGAAUUCGACCAUCAAGACAAAUUGAACAAACAAAUGGGGUUUGAUAAAUCGGUGGUCAAAGAAAAUAUAAGAUUACAAAGGGCAAAACACUAUCACAAGGGCAUGGAAGAGAUCAAUUAUUUUGGUUAUCCCGAAGUGGAAAUUCUUCCAUACCUGAAAGAUACCAUUGAAGAAGCCAAGUCUAAAGAUGAGAGACUGUUCCUUUCGCAUUUCACAAGCACCACACAUCACCCAUGGGGACUGCCCUCGGACUUUGAGUCUGAACAAUACUGGGCUAGUAAUCAUCUCGUUUCGGAGCAUGAGGAUAACAACAAGUACCUCAACGCUGUUCGAUACGUCGACAGAUGGCUUGGUACUAUCAUGAAACUUUUAGAGAAUACCGGAAUUGCGAAUGAGACGUUGGUCGUCUUCGUCGGCGAUCAUGGACAAGCAUUUUCGGAAGACUCGCAUACCGUUGGAACCUUUGAGAAUGGUCAUAUCAGUAAUUUCCGAGUCCCCUUAGUAUUUCGCCAUCCACUAUUACCGCGUAUUGAGGUGACUGCCAAUACCUCGUCGAUAUCGAUUUUACCCACAAUCCUAGACCUCUUGGUGAACACGAAUUCUCUGAACGAGCGGGAUAAAGAUGCGGCUUCCGACUUGAUCCAUGAGUACGAGGGCCAAUCACUGUUGAGGCCUUUCAAGGCUUCGCACAACGGUCGAGAGGCGUGGAACAUGGGCAUUAUCAACACCGGCGGCACCAUGCUCAGCGUGGCAUCCGCAGCUGUUCCCUACAGACUCAUUCUUCCUCUAACCAAAGAUUUCACUUAUACUUUCUCGGACAUUUCUCGGGAUCCGAACGAAACAGACGUCAUUGUAGACUGGGAUUUCUAUACCCUACUCCAUAUUAUCGAAAGGAAAUAUGGUCAUGAAGCGGUUCGCUGGGCGAAGGACGCAGAGAAAGUGGGAAGAUGGUGGGUGGACGAAAAGAAGCGGCUUUGGAACUACCAUGAAAAAUGA